AUGAGUACAAAAAGAAAACUAACAACCCUCACCUACGCUGAUAAAUUAAAAGCUAUAGAAGCAGUGAAAAAUGGAUUGAAAAGGAAAGAAGUUGCGGCUCAAUUUGGAAUACAUGAGAGUACAUUGUCUCUCAUCAUUAAAAAAGAAGCUGAAAUCUUGAAGAAACAAGAAUCAGGAGGAAAUCUUCAAUUUAUUGAAUUAUUAGUAGCCUCUUCGUCGGGUCUACGUUUAAUGCGUCUUAAGCGCGUUUAUGUUUUGAAAAAUACCGUAUCAAGUUCGGAUUCUAAUUCAGUUGCUGUUACACUAGCUUGUUCGAAAUCUACCAUGAACAGAACUCGAUGGAUUCUAUUAGUGUUAUGUAAAUUAUUAGUGUUAAAAAUACUGGAUGCCAAUAAUGAUAAUGAAUUAAAUAAUUUUAAUGAUGUUAAUGAUGAUAUUGAUGACUUUUUAAAUAAUGUAAGUGAUGAAGAUAGUAGUGAUAAAGCAAUACUAAGUGAUAAUGCAGAUGAUAAUGUAUUAAAAACAUUUGAUAAUAAAUUAAUACAUCCAACAUAUACAACGUUAAGAUCCACAUGCCAAUGUUGGAAUAUAACAAAAAAUCAUAAUUAUCACGAUAACAAUCAUAAAUAUUAUCAUGAUAAUAUAUUUAUGUUAUCAACGUUUGAAACGGAAUGUGUGUGUUUUGGUGAUAAAUUAUAUAAAAUACCAAAGUAUUUAAAUAAAUAUGUACAUCGUUUAACAAUUAUUGAUUCUAAUAUACGUGUUUUAACCAAGGACUCGUUACAAUUCUACAAGCAUACGUUACAAGAUUUAAUCUUGUCGAAUUUGAAGGAGUUGCACAGAAUUGAAAUCGGAACUUUAAGUGAUAUGAGAGCAUUAAGCUCAAUAUAUAUAUCAUACUGUCCUCACUUGAAACAUCUGGAUGGAUUAUUCGAAGGGUUCAAACCGAUGCAUUUUCGAUCAUUACGAAUCAUGAAGUGUGGACUUCAAAGAGUGCCAGAUUUAUCACCAUUAUUUCACACUGGAAUUAUUCUACAAAUGAUAGAUCUGGAAGGAAAUCACAUUCAAACAAUCCCUACAAACAGUUUUCAAGUAAAGGCAGAACAAAUAAUAUUGAAUUUCAAUCACAUCUCAUCGAUUGGCGAUUAUGCAUUCAAUGUGUCUGAAAUUGGAAAAUUGAGUUUCAAAGGAAAUAAACAUUUAAUACAUUUACCAUCCAAAACAUUCAGCGGGAUUGUGAACAUUCGUGAAUUGGACUUAUCAUUAACUGAUGUCAUCAGUAUACCAGUCGAUGGAUUGAAUACAUUGGAAACAUUACGUGUGGAACAUACACCAUCAUUAAAAGUGAUUCCAAGCAUAUACGAUUUUAAGCAUUUAAAGGAAGCGUGGCUAACAUAUUCAUUUCAUUGUUGUGCAUUUAAAUAUCCUGCACGUCAUGAUCCAACCAAACAUAAGAAUUAUCAACUAUAUUUGGAUCAUAUUCGUGAACAUUGUAAAGGAUAUGCUAUCAAUAAACGUGAUCUAUAUGAGAAUGAGAAUCAAAUUCAAUUACCACAAGAUACUGCUGACAAUAUUCUACCAAUCAAUGAAUUUUGGGGUGAUAUAAUCAGUAAUAAUUCAACUGAAAGUUAUCCUGACCCAAAUGGUCUAGAAGCAGCAGACGAACCAGAUUCAUUUGAAUCCAAUGUCGAUGGACAAUUUGGAAUGUUUCAUGAAUCAAUGACACCUUUCAAAAAUAAUACAUUUGCAUGUGGAACAUUAAGUAUAAGAUUCGAUGUAAAAUGUUAUCCAGAACCAGACGAAUUAAAUCCAUGUGAAGAUAUAAUGGGAUCACAAUGGCUACGUAUAUCCGUAUGGUUUGUUAUAAUUACAGCAAUUAUUGGCAAUUUAGCUGUUUUAAUUGUUUUAUUUUCAAAUUGUUAUGAUUUAACUGUGCAAAAAUUUUUAAUGUGUCAUUUGGCUACUGCCGAUCUGUUUAUGGGUUUAUACUUGUUAAUGAUUGCAUCUAUGGAUCUAAAAUCAAUUGGUGUAUAUUUUAAUUACGCAUAUGAUUGGCAAAUUGGAUUAGGUUGUCAAGUUGCUGGUUUUCUGACAGUUUUAGCAAGUCAACUGUCAGUAUUUACAUUAUCCGUUGUAACGUUAGAACGUUGGUUUGCAAUCACACAUGCUAUCUAUUUAAAUCGACGAAUUAAUUUAACCAUGGCAGCACAUAUUAUGGCUGCCGGAUGGGCGUACAGCAUACUAAUGGCUGCCUUACCUUUAUUUGGUGUUAGUAAUUAUUCGUCAACAAGCAUAUGUCUUCCAAUGGAAACAGAAGAAUUAACUGACACAAUAUAUCUAUUAACAUUAUUGAUAACCACUGGUGUAGCGUUUUUAUUAGUCGUUAUAUGUUAUGCACAAAUAUAUUUUAGUUUAGAUACCGGUACACGUAAAUCUGGACGAUGUGGAACAACAGCGGGUGCAAUGGAAAUGACUGUUGCACGUAAAAUGGCAUUACUUGUGUUUACAGACUUUGCAUGCUGGGCACCAAUUGCAUUCUUUAGUUUUACAGCAUUAAUUGGUAUUCCAUUAAUUGAUGUUACCAAAUCAAAAAUAUUAUUGGUGUUUUUUUAUCCAUUAAAUUCAUGUGCCAAUCCGUAUUUAUAUGCGUUAUUAACGGCACAAUAUAAACGAGAUUUGUAUAGUUUAUUAUCCAGGUUUGGUAUUUGUACCAAGAAAGCACAUCGGUAUAAAUUGACAUAUUCAUUGCAAACUACAAACAAUUCAAAUCCAAUUCCAUUGACCGUACGUGGUUCUUUAGCAAUUUCCACAAACGAUUUACCACGAAAAUAUAGUAAACCAUCUACAACGGAGAUCUUUGUUUAA
Messenger RNA from Chrysoperla carnea, 2865 nucleotides. Its product is annotated as lutropin-choriogonadotropic hormone receptor-like. The transcript is spliced from 16 exons. Gene Ontology annotation, molecular function: protein-hormone receptor activity; DNA binding; G protein-coupled receptor activity. Gene Ontology annotation, biological process: G protein-coupled receptor signaling pathway. Gene Ontology annotation, cellular component: membrane. The record is from RefSeq and is a predicted model, not a curated record. NCBI's taxonomy places the organism in Eukaryota, Metazoa, Arthropoda, Insecta, Neuroptera, Chrysopidae. Bases 1 to 2865 code for a protein of 954 amino acids.